Messenger RNA from Odontomachus brunneus, 882 nucleotides. RefSeq lists its product as uncharacterized. Lineage: Eukaryota; Metazoa; Arthropoda; Insecta; Hymenoptera; Formicidae. The transcript has 5 exons. The record is from RefSeq and is a predicted model, not a curated record. The coding region runs from base 305 to 718 and encodes 137 amino acids.
UGUUUAUUUUAUAACGGUACGAAUGCUUGUUAUAAUGACAAUAUUAUUUCACGUGUUGUUAUCCAAUCAUUACAUGAUAUAUCAAUUUUUCGCGAUUACACGACACAGAUAUCCCAAUUUCUCUGCAGAUCAACAUUACUUUUUAGCAAGAUAACCUGUAAGAUUACGGUAAAUAAUAAUUAAUAUAACAAACUAUAUAGUGCGCCUGCUUAUAACUCUAAUCGCCUAUAAAUACGUGGCUCACCUUCAACAUGAAACAGUCACUGCGACUAAAACACGUCGUACCGAAUUUGUUGCCUUUUGAAUGCCACUAAAAGGAUCCAAAAUGAAGAUUCUGACGAUUAUCGUGUGUGCGCUGACCAUAGCGAUGGUUUACGGUAUCAAUGUCGAGCGCAUAUCAAAGUUUAACAAGAAUUACGUUGAAUGCUGCCAACGAGAAGGCUUGCUAUCGAAGUCAUUCCAUAUCAAUGCAUACAAAUGCGCACUAGACAUGGAUGGUAUGAUUUUUAACGAAAAUGGCCGAGUCUUAAAGAAUGCAUUUUUGACAUUUAUUGAGGACGUUAUUUCCCACGAGGGCGAAAUGAAUUGGGCGAAACAGUUAUUUAUGGAAUGCUACUACGAAGUCAAGCACCCUAUAGAGAGGGACAGUGAAGAAGAGAGCAACCAGAUUUGCAUGUGCACCUUGUCAAUCUUGAUUCUAUUUCAAAGCCGAGAAUAAAGACGAAUUACAGAACUUCCACCAUACCGUAUUAUGAAAGACUUCAUGAUCUUCACAUUUUCCUGGAUUUUUCGUCUAUUUCUUUAAAUAUCGGUUAAUAUUUUUCUAUUGAAUUAUAUGUCCAUGAUAAUGAUUCAAUAAAAUAUAGUUAUUCUAAAAAGAAA